AUGUUUGUUGAGACAUCAUUCCUAAGUUUUAGGAAUAGACUAUCAUUGAGUGGUCGCCAACAACAAGCCACAGACGACCAUGAUGACGAUGAUAUCAAGAGUGAUAACAUUAAUAAUAGAUAUGGCGAUCCAGAGGUCUUUUAUAAGUUCCCAGCACCAAUAACACCAAAGAUAUUCUAUGUGUUGCUGUUCUCUACAUUUGGAAGCAUGCGCGCCUACGUCCCAUUGUUCCUACGCUCGAUCAACUUUAGUGCCACACUGAUUGGCAUCACUCUGUUCUUUCCACCAUUCUGCCAGUUCUUCAGUAGUAUAAUAUCAUCUGGUCUGUGCGACAAGUAUCAAUGUCAUCGACGUGUUGCCAUAAUCACUACACUUGGCUCAUCUGCACUUGUUCUCAUGCUAUACUUUGUUCGCGUUCCAAUCAUUGUCAUACUCAUAAUCAUACUCAACUCCAAUGUCUGGUCUCCACUCCUUCCCAUCCUCGACUCUACAACCUAUAAGAUACUUGGUCAUCGACGUGAACUGUAUGGAAAGCAAAGGAUGUUUGGAAGUAUUGGAUUUGGAGUGACUGCUUCAUGCAUUGGCCUGGCAUCACAGGCAUUUGGAACUCAACGUCUAUUCAUCUUGGUAUACUCCACUUUCAUGUUUAUCCUAUCAAUAGCAUUCUAUGUUCUAUACUUUGACAAACCAAUGGACUCUAUCACCUCAUCUGACGAAAGUUUAAUCAAUAAUGGUGACAUUGAAUUGGAAUGCAAGCCUUUGGAAGACAAGUCCGAGGCUGAUGAUGUCUUGGCCAACAAUGAUCCAAUCACUAUUGAUCAAGAUGGAGCCAACUCUGGACCAGACGAAGCACAUUCAUUCAUAAUCAAUGAUAAUGACAUUGACAACAACUUGACAGAGGAUAAUAAUGAUAGUGAUGAUGCAUCACCUCAAGGAGUCGUGAUGGACACGCCACAAAGUCCUCAGAUACUUCAAGAGCCUCCACAACAUUUUACAAGGGCACUGAUCGUGCUUCUAUCCAACAAAAGGAUGUUACUAUACCUCCUCAAUGUAAUGGUCAUAGCAGUUGGAAUGGCUAUGAACAACAACUUCCUUGGUCUCAUCGUGACCCAUGAUCUCCAUGGUUCCACCUCAAUCAUUGGUAUCGCAUCAGCAAUCAAUGUUGUAUUUGAGAUAAUAUUGUUCUUCUUUGGAAAGCAAUUGAUUAAUAAGCUUGGAGUAUAUAGACUUACUAUCACAGCACAUGUAGUACUGUUGAUAAGAGUGAUGUAUUACAUGGCAGUGAUCAAGUUAAAGGCAAGUCCAUGGAGUAUAUUGCCAAUUGAGUUACUGCAUGGUAUUAUAUUCCCAUGUAUUUGGAAUGCCGCUUCAAGAACAUGUUCGGACUUGGCACCCAAGGGACUCGAGACAACCAGUCAGUCUCUACUAUUUGGAAUCUAUAUGGGAUUGGGAGUUGGAGUUGGAUCAUUGGUUGGAGGUCGUAUCUACGAUAAGUUUGGUCCAUUUGCAAUGCGUACACCAUCAUGGAGACAACUAGAGGAUCAAGAUCAAGAUCAUCAUGAGAAUGAGAAUGAGCAUGUAUCAUCUUCAUCUUCUUCUUCUUCAUCAUCAAUGGAUGACAUUACCAAAGUUGAUCAAAGUAGUAGUAGUAGUAGUAGUCUCCAACAACAACAACAAUAA
This is a messenger RNA of Acytostelium subglobosum LB1, 1680 nucleotides long. RefSeq lists its product as hypothetical. The record is from RefSeq and is a predicted model, not a curated record. Gene Ontology annotation, cellular component: membrane. NCBI's taxonomy places the organism in Eukaryota, Evosea, Eumycetozoa, Acytosteliales, Acytosteliaceae. Bases 1 to 1680 code for a protein of 559 amino acids. The transcript is spliced from 4 exons.